UUUAUGGGAUUCAACUGCAUCAGUUGACCCCUAAUUCCAUCCUUCACAUUUCUAUUUUCAUCACGCUUUGCGAAUGUUUCCUCGGAAUCCCUCCCAAUUGGGUUCUGUGGAAACGCAUUUUCUGCCUCCGCCGCAAUGGCUCCCACAACGUCACUUAUAACAUAGGUGGCGUUGUUAUCUGUGUUCGUACUGAUGUCGAUUAUUUCGACGUCAAAUUUCCUGAUUCUGUCCAAGGAUGGCGCAAAAAGUGGCUCUACAUUCACGAAGAAAGCGCCAACUCCGUUGAACACAACAUAGUUCCUUUCGACGGAAGUGCCAGAAUCCAGCGCCGCCGCUCCUGGGAUGCCGAAGUUUCUGAAGAAGAGAAAAAGGCGACAGAGGCACUCAUGUCUCGUAUCCAUCAGCUGCAAAACACUCGAGGCAAAGAACUGUCUGGUGUUCAAAUCACCGCCUACUUCCUUAGGAUUAGGGUGCAGCCUCUUCAGGCUCGCAAAAAUCCCCUCUGGACGUAUUCUGGUGAAAACGACGCCAAUAGAAUCUCCGACGAUCUUUCUGCAAAGGACUUGGAGAAGUUGAUCCGAAGAGUUUCCCGCUUGGCAAAAAAGGAUCCUAUUCCUUCCGCUUGUCGCGUGGAACCAUACAGCUCCGCCAAUCCUCUCCCCGAGAACCAUCCUACUAUGACUUCCCUUCCUCCUCUUCCUGAGGAUGGAGAAGUCGAAGAACGGGGCAUCGUUGCCGAAGAUACCCCAGGUUCUUCUAUUCCUGAAAGUGAAGUCGCGGGUUCCCACAAAUCUGCGGCUUCCCAUGAAAAGGAAGUUGAAUCUGAGGCCAGUGAAUCGACGCAAUCCCUUCCUCCUGCAGUUUCCCCAAAGAACAAAAGGAAAAGGCAUGAUGCCGAGGAUUCUGGCACUUCUAAGGCUGAAAAAGCUGGUCCUUCUAAUCCGAAGGCAGCUUACGAUCCUUAUGUUGAAUCCCUCAUCAGCUCGUAAGUCACCUAUCUCGCUAUAUUUUUGUACUCGAAAUAUUUAUCUUGUCGUGCUU
This is a messenger RNA of Lolium perenne, 1041 nucleotides long. The record is from RefSeq and is a predicted model, not a curated record. Lineage: Eukaryota; Viridiplantae; Streptophyta; Magnoliopsida; Poales; Poaceae.